GAAGGAGGGUGAGGGGAAAGGCUGGUAUCUAGGAGGUAAUGAUACUAGGGGUGAUAAUUGGGAAGUUAUCUUUUGUUUGUUUAGCAAAUCCUUGCUCUCUCUCUCUCACUUCUAUUAGGGCUGUAUCCCAUCACAAACUUCAUAUCUAGUGCACUUUCCUCCAUAGAAGCUACAUUACAAUGCUGUUAUUCCUGUUUGUAACAAUUAAUCCUCUGCAUUCAUAUUUGCUCUCGUUGCAAUUAGCAGGAGGACCAUGGCACUAAGAGCGUGUGGCUUGAUAAUCUACAGAAGGCUACAGUCAGGAUCCUCCUCUUCAAAAAUUGGUGACAAUAUUGAAUAUCUUCUUCUGCAGACAUCUUAUGGCACUCAUCACUGGACCCCGCCAAAAGGCCAUGUGGAUCCAGGUGAAGAUGACCUGCAGACAGCCCUGCGGGAGACGCAGGAAGAAGCCGGACUCAAUUCCAAUCAGUUCACACUCAUUGAAGGGUUUAAGAAAGAACUGCAAUACAUUGUCAGAAGCAAGCCCAAAACUGUCAUUUACUGGCUGGCAGAAAUGAAUGACUAUAACACAGAGAUCAAGCUCUCAGAUGAGCACCAGGCGUUUCGUUGGCUGAAGUUGGAAGAGGCCUGCCGAUGUGCCAGGUAUAAGGAGAUGCAGGCUGCAUUCAGGGAUGUGCAUCAGUUUCUCUGUUCCAAAGCAUAAAUCCUUUCAUGGAGGAAACUGGGGAUUUUAAAAGAAACCUGGGUUGCUCUUUUAGCAAGAAUGCAACAGGGGUUGCACAGAAAUGCAAAUUGUAUAUCAUCCCGCUGUGUGGUCAUCUCCCCUAGGUUAUCCUAGCUCCCACAGAGAAGCGUAGGCUGAUCUAAGAGAGCAAGGAGAUUAGAUCCUGCACUGAUGACUACUCCCUUGUGUUGCUUUUGUCAGGUCUCUUAAGCAUUGAAGGGCUGAGAAAAUCAAAUCCUUCACCUCCCUUCAUGCUGGAAGGACAGUGUUGAGAAAGGGAGCAGAAGGCGAAUUUUAAUAAUAAAACACAGUUAAAAAAAUUAGACCCUGAAUUUCAAGCAGUUGCCAGAACUGCUGGGCUCUAUUCCCAGCUUCUGGUAACUUGGUUAAAGUGCUUCAUCUUUCCCAGUUGUCAUGUGAAUUGUAUUUCCUUAUCCUGUAUGUUUAAUGUUUGCAAAAUGCUUGGGGAGCCUAGGAGAGAAGAUGUUAGAGAUGAACAAAAUAUAGUCAAAAAUUUCCAACUC
Pelodiscus sinensis (Chinese soft-shelled turtle) is the source of this 1248-nucleotide messenger RNA. The record is from RefSeq and is a predicted model, not a curated record. NCBI's taxonomy places the organism in Eukaryota, Metazoa, Chordata, Testudines, Trionychidae.